AUGGGAUUUCUACAAGAUGGUCGAGAAUUUGUCGAGGCGAUCAAAGAGGCACAUCUUUGGGGUUCCGGUCCAUUUUUACGGAAGUUAUUUGUGACAAUGUUGUUAUCUUCGUCCAUGAAUAGACCCGAACAUGUUUGGAGAAAGACUUGGAUGUAUUUGUCAGAUGGCAUUCUUUAUGAUCAACGCUUAUUCACAAGAAAUCAAGGUCUGACAAUGACCGAUGUCGAGCUCAAAGAAAGGACACUUAUGGCCAUUGAAACACUUUUACAAAAUAAUAAUCGAAGUCUAAAAGACUUCAAGACAAUGCCAUAUCCAAAAGAUUUUGUCGUCUCCUUUACUGGAAAUAGGCUACUUUACGAUGAACUUCAAUAUGAGGUUGUAGCUCAAAAACAAAUUUUUGAUACUUUGUAUGCUUCUCUUACAGAUGAGCAAAGUAACAUUUUUGAGGAAAUCAUGGAUGUUGUAGAAAAGCAACAAGGUGGGGUGUUUUUUUUAUAUGGCUAUGGUGGGACUGGUAAGACCUUUAUGUGGAACACUUUAUCAGCAGCACUUAGAUCUAAAAAGAAAAUUGUCUUGCCGGUUGCUUCAAGUGGAAUUGCAAGUUUGUUAUUACCAGGAGGAAGAACGACUCAUUCUAGAUUUAAGAUUCCAGUUCCUACUUUAGAGACUUCUAUUUGCAACAUUGAAAAAAAAGAUGAUAUUGCUGAGCUUCUUAAGUUUACAGACUUAAUCAUAUGGGAUGAGGCUCCUAUGGCUAACAAGUUUUGCUUCGAAGCUUUGGACAAAUCCUUAAAAGAUAUCAUGAGUGGAUCCACACAUGCAUCUAAAAAAAUAUUUGGAGGUAAGGUUGUUGUUUUUGGUGGUGACUUCAGACAAAUUCUCCCUGUUAUACCAAGAGGUACUAGAUCUGAUAUUAUCCAUGCAACAAUCAAUGCUUCUUAUAUUUGGGAUCAUUGUAAAGUAUUGAGACUUACAAAGAAAAAUAUUGGAGAUGGGACCAUGUGUGAACCUAAUGAUGGUUAUGCUGAUAUCUGUAUUCCAGAUGAGUUCUUAAUUUCAAACUUUUCAGAUCCGAUUCAGGCCAUUGUUGAAGAUACCUACCCUGAUCUCAUUCAUAAUUAUCUUGAUUCCAAUUAUCUUCAAAGUCGUGCGAUAUUAGCUUCAACAAUCGAAGUAGUUGAUGACAUCAACCAAUAUAUCACUAACCUUCUUCCAGGUGAUGAGAGAGAAUACUUUAGUAGUGAUUCCAUUGAUAAAUCUGAUGUAACUAACUUUGAUGCAUAUGAGCAUGUGACACCCGAGUUUUUGAACGCUCUUAAAACCUCUGGAUUGCCUAACCAUUCAAUCAGGUUGAAAGUAGGGGCCACUAUUAUGUUAAUGCGCAACCUAGAUCAGUCAGAGGGCUUGUGCAAUGGUACACGACUAACUGUAACCAGACUUGCUGCCCAUGUCAUCGAAGCCAAGAUCAUUUCUGGAAAAAAUAUUGGUAACAUCUUUUACAUUCCUAGAAUGUCUUUAUCCCCCUCACAGUCUCCAUGGCUAUUUAAAUUGGUGAGACGCCAAUUUCCAAUUAUUGUUUCCUUUGCCAUGACUAUUAACAAGUCACAGGGCCAGUCACUUGACAAUGUUGGAUUGUAUUUGCCAAAGGAAGUUUUUAGUCAUGGGCAAUUGUACGUGGCUAUCUCAAGAGUCAAAUCCAAAAAGGGAUUAAGGAUUCUUAUUCACGACAAAGAGAAACAACCUAUGCUCUCUACCACCAAUGUUGUAUUCAAGGAAGUGUUUCAUAACAUUUAA
Molecule: messenger RNA, 1794 nt
Organism: Vicia villosa (hairy vetch)
Lineage: Eukaryota; Viridiplantae; Streptophyta; Magnoliopsida; Fabales; Fabaceae
Exons: 5
Coding region: 1-1794 (597 amino acids)
Biological process (GO): DNA repair; telomere maintenance
Molecular function (GO): DNA helicase activity
Source: RefSeq, a predicted model, not a curated record